CUUAUCAGUUUUAUCGUCGGUUCGAAUUCGUAAUUUUUUAAAAAAUUUUCAAUUCGUUUGAUCUCGUUAAAAAACUACCCUUAUUUGUAAAUAAUGAAAUUAUUUUAAUUAUUUAUAACCCCAGUCAUGACAUCUGUAAAUAAACCUACCCUCAACUUGGCUGUAGCCUUCAACGCAUUCCGAAAUUUAAGGCAAACUACCUCUGCUUUGGGGAUAUCGCCUGCUCACAAGAUCGCAGCUGUAUCAGUCACUGUCAGCGUAAUUUUACUCGGCGUUCUAGCACAAUAUUUACGUAAGAAGAAGCGCACAACAAACGAAUCUAGAAAAUCAAUCAAACGACCUAUGCUGAAUUCGGCAGCUAUCAGAGAAUGUCAAGCUAACGACGAAGCCUCUUCUAGACCCCGCAGUCCUAGUAUUCGUUCGAUUCGACGUCAAGGAUCAGUCCUCUCAGGUGUUUCAUCAGCUUCGGAAUUUGGACGACCAGAUUUCAGGAAAAAUUUAUCUCUAGAACCCACCGAUUCAUUUACUCCUCAACAACUCGGAGUUAUGGGAAUGGAAGCUUUGGAAAUGAGCAUCACGUAUUGGGAAGAUGCCAUGUCAGCGUAUGCGCGAAAUAACGCCACCGAUUCAUUGGCAAUAACUAACGAAGAAGAAUCCGAAUUCUGCAAAGAACUUCAGAGGUUGUUGGACUCGGCGUAUAAACUCCAAGACGAAUGCGAGUUGCUUUUCCUGGAUCAGAGAUCUGUCCUAUUCCGGCCUGGCGGCUCGACUAGGUUUGAUUCGGAAUGCGAAGGCGGCCGCAGUGAGUUUUCACCCGCUGAGUCGUUUGUUUCCGCUCAAGAUGACGGGUGGCAGAUGGCAGAUUUACGAGAAUUCGACGAAUUCGCCGAUUUAAACGUGAAUGUCGAAGAAUUAUCGUUAUAUCAAUCAGCUCUGAAACAUCUCGAAGAAAAUGGUAUUCCAUGCAGAUGCUUGAGGACGGAAUUGCUGAGAUGUAGUUCGGAUGUUGAAUAUUUAUGUAAGCUGCACUGUAUUCGAAUUGCUUUCCAGUGGUUAAUGCGAGACGAAUCGAAAAGAACAUGGAUAGCGAAUACUGGAAGACAAAUAUUAACUGAUCUUUUACUUUACGCUAAUAAAGAUCCGAAAGAAUUUUUAAUAGCUUACGAAGAAAUGCUAACAUUCCUAUCGGACGAAAAAUGUUGGGAAGAGAUUGAAAAAGAACUCACAGCUAGAGGGGUCAAAGCGAUGACUUUUUACGAUAUAGUACUCGACUACAUAUUACUGGACGCUUUUGAAGACUUAGACACUCCGCCAUCAUCAGUAUUAGCCGUCGUGCAGAACAGGUGGUUAUCGAACGGAUUUAAAGAAUCGGCGCUGGCCACCGCCGUUUGGUCUGUGUUGAGAGCCAAGAAACGUAUGCUCAAGUUUCCCAAUGGUUUCAUGGCGCAUUUUUAUUCAAUAUCCGAGAAGAUAUCACCUCUAAUGGCGUGGGGAUUUUUAGGACCUGAUGAAGAUUUGAAAGAGACUUGCGUUUAUUUUAAAGAACAAGUUAUGAGCUUCCUUAAUGACAUAUUCAGCUUUCGUUGUUGUCGUUACACAUCAGUAGAAGAUUUAGCCGAAGAUAUCAUGAAACAAAUCACCGCUAGGAUCGAUAACACGAUAACUAAAUUAACAGAGAAAAGUGCUCUGAAUUUAAUUUAAUUCAAAUUCUAAAUAAUAAUUAAAAAUUCCAGCGGGAAGUUCCUAUCGACUAGAAAAUCAACGAAAUUAGGUAUCAAAAAAACGGACAAACAAUUCUAGUCUUAGUGAUACGUAUUCGUAAAUGGAUUUUUUUAGUUUAUUGUACGUAAUUCAUAAGUUCGUGUUGUCAGUGAUUCUUCGUUUGUUUGUAAAAAUGUAUAGUUCCAUUAUGUACAAUUUUUCUUUUUUUUAUGUGGUUGUUAUUAUAAUUUAUUUUUUAUUAAAGUCGACGGUAUUCUCUUCGGUUAUAUCAGCUGCUGAAGUUCGUUGACUUGAUUUUUCAAGUGAUGCAGAGAGGAUAGACUUUCUUCAAUUGAUUCUUGUUGGUAGCCGAGAUGUGUUACGAUAAGGGGGAAUUUUUUUAUGUUCUGUAAAUAUACGAUAGAUUUUUUAAAUUAACAAAA
Planococcus citri (citrus mealybug) is the source of this 2144-nucleotide messenger RNA. RefSeq names its product mitoguardin (gene Miga). Lineage: Eukaryota; Metazoa; Arthropoda; Insecta; Hemiptera; Pseudococcidae. The transcript is spliced from 10 exons. Bases 127 to 1701 code for a protein of 524 amino acids. Gene Ontology annotation, biological process: mitochondrial fusion. The record is from RefSeq and is a predicted model, not a curated record.